AUGGAUGAAGAAGCGAAGAAGAAACAUUGUCACUUUUUAAUGUUUGAAGUUGGACAGAACGCGAUCUCAUCCGGUAACAAAUUAAAUAAUAACGAUGAAAUGGAUGAUGAAAGAAUUGUUCCAAAGAAAGAACAAUCGCCUUUUACAUAUCACCCUUAUGAUAAUAGUUCCACGUUUAAAAAUAUCGCUGAACCUUUUAAUCAUCAACAAGGUAUGAAUGAUCAAGGUGCAAUUGAACCAACGGCUCUUGUUCUACCAAAAUCUCCUUCUUCCACGUCUAGUCUUUUCUCGACUUCUACUCUUUCGGGAAAAUCUAUCUCAAAAGCUUCCAACAAAAAUCCAGCCCCAACGAAAACUCGUAAACCUAGAGCACGAAAACCUAAAAGAACUCCUCGUCCCCCUAAUGCGUUUAUCCUUUAUAGGAAAGAUAAACAACCUCAUGUUGUCGGUAAAGAUAAAAAUUUGACUAAUGCCGAAGUUUCUAAAGUAAUUUCAAAGAUGUGGUGGUUAGAAACUGAAGAAGAAAGAUUUCGGUGGGAAAAACAUGCUGAUAGGAUGAAGUUAAAGCAUAUGCAAGAACACCCUAAUUAUGUCUAUCAACCAAAGAAGCCGGGAAUAAAAAAAUCAAGAAAAUCAUUAAAAGGACGAGAAAAUACCAUGUCUCGUAAUUCAACUUCUACAUUUUCCGCAAUCCCCAAUACCGAUAAAAACUUAUAUUUGAGAGAUGAAGCUACAAUCACCGCAAUUGCAGAAUCCGCUUUCGCUGAAAGUAGAUCACAAAUGAAUUUAUCAUCUACAUCAUUCACAAUAUCUACAACAACUACAUCUUCUAAAUUGUCAUCUCCACCACAUUCAGCAAAUGGAUCACCAACAUAUUCUUCUGGUCUUAUGAAUCAAAACAUUAAUAAUAAUUUACGCAUUCAACAAAAUCCUGCACACAUAAUGUAUACACACCUACCGCCAACUCCAACAGAGAUGGUUCAUUAUGAAAUUCCUUCGCAAUACUUAUUAUCAACAAACGAAAAUUUUAUUAAUCCAAUGUUAUCUUCUACAAAAACUUACUUUCCUGCGACAUCAAAUUUUAUGUCACCUCAUGCCUUAAAUAAUAAUAAUGAUGGUAUAGAAACAUAUUUAGAUCCUCAACCUGUUGAUAAAUUUCAUUAUUUUAUAGGCCAUGAAACAAAUCCAACUUAUGCAACACUUCAAACUUUUAAUGGAGGAAAUGGAGGGAUAAAUGAACACAAUGAACACAACACUUUGUUUGAACUUUUUAGCAGUAGUAAUACAGUGACCGCAAAUUCAACCCCAGAUAACGAUAAUUAUUUUGAUGAACCUUGUUCACCUCAGAAUCAUUUUCAAUCAGUCCUCUUUUCGAGGCGAAACAGUUAUAGUAGUUUGUGUUCAACUGUUGUUUAA
This is a messenger RNA of Diversispora eburnea, 1416 nucleotides long. NCBI's taxonomy places the organism in Eukaryota, Fungi, Glomeromycota, Glomeromycetes, Diversisporales, Diversisporaceae. The record is from the annotation of a GenBank genome assembly.